AUGUCGUCGCCCAAGCAGUCGUCUGCCGAGAAGAAGGGCAAAGUCCGCGAGACCUGCCGCCGCGGCCCUGAGGAUGGCUUUCCUUUCAUCACACAGCGUGUCACCAAGCCGCUCGAGGAGCCAGUUGUCGUGCGCAGAGGUCCACGCCCUGCCGGUCCUCAUCGUGCCAUCAAGAAAGUUGCCGCCGAAUCCGAGCGCAACGCCGUUCCCGUUGGAGACACCACCGAGCGCAACACGUCCAAGCAAGUUGCUGCCACGCAGACCUCAGCCAAAAACCCUCCCGCCGUCUCCGCCAGUGAUUCGAAGUCGUCCUCUCUCGUCUCCGACUCCGCUCGCGGCCAGCACCACACCAAGGACAACUCGAGAAUGAUCAAACCUGCUGGCGAACCUGAAACACUCUCCACUACCAUGCCUGGUUACGCUGACUCAGACGAUGGCGGCGUCGGUCUUCCUCAGCACAUCACAACCAAGAACGACCGUGACACCGCUCGCAGCGUUGCAACUCAAAUCACCUCUGACAGCACUGGCUUCGCCUCUGGUACUCCUGAGAAUGUCCCCAAGCACGACGGGGGUCAGCUCAGCGCGGCCGCAGACAACAUGGGCGCUAGAGGUGUGACUGAUGAAGGCGAUGAGCUAGCUCGCAUAUUUGCAAAGCUUGAUGCACUCAACAGAUCCCGUCGCGGACGCUGA
This is a messenger RNA of Aureobasidium musti, 690 nucleotides long. The record is from the annotation of a GenBank genome assembly. Lineage: Eukaryota; Fungi; Ascomycota; Dothideomycetes; Dothideales; Saccotheciaceae.